AUGAUUGUACUCAACGGAACAAUCACGAAUAAUUCAAAUUGUACACAAUAUUUGUCGGUCUACACCAGUUUUGUGAACUGUACUGUUAAAUGUGGACAAGACGAUAACUGCCAGUUAUGCUUUUGGGUUUCGAAAUCGUGUUAUCGAUGCGGGUAUGGAGCGGUAUCGUCUUUAACGAGAGUUCAAAUUGGGAGAACCUUCGGGCUAAAGGUACAUCCACCUUUGACGUGUUAGUUAAACUCCUUUUGAGAAAAUAAUAAUGUAUAGCAUUGUAUAUGCCGAACAUAGUCAGAAAGGAAUGAAACAGGUUUCAAAUGAUUCAGACAAUUAUAAAAGAGAAAGGUGCUCAGUUCUUCGGCUUCCCAAUUUGAACGAUGUCUCAACUUCAAAAGGACACCGUUCAUCUACUCAAUCUGAAUACAAAUUGGAGAAAACCACCCCAACUCCCAAAAGAUUCGGAUGUCCUCAAAAUUUUCAACUAUUUCAAAGACCCAAUAUUGCUUGGUGCAUUGCAGUAGUUGUAAACUUCAAUUAUUGGUAUGUUACUAAAAAUACUGCAAUCAAUAUAUGCAAAAACUUUGGUGGUCAGUUAUCAGGCCCGGCUAGUCUGGACGAAAAAGUAUUUAUUCAAAGCGUGGCAAAAUAUAUUUUCAACUCAUCCCCGAGAGACUUAACUGGAAAUGGAAUGGGAAUUUAGAUGGAUGGAACUCGGAAAACCGAGUGUGUUGACGACAAACUUUCAUCCAAGUCUUUGAACUGUACUGGAAUAAACGCGUUUGAAUUCAAAGUUCCGUACCUGAACUAUUUCAAAUUCGAAUGGAAUGCUGGUGAGCCAAGAGGGGAGAAGUGCCUGGAAAUUACUAAUUUUUCAAAUGAAACUGAUCCUCGUAAUGGAAAAAUAUCUACUAUCAAGUAA
This is a messenger RNA of Caenorhabditis elegans, 916 nucleotides long. NCBI's taxonomy places the organism in Eukaryota, Metazoa, Nematoda, Chromadorea, Rhabditida, Rhabditidae. The record is from the annotation of a RefSeq genome assembly.